This is a messenger RNA of Anopheles marshallii, 1425 nucleotides long. RefSeq names its product protein RCC2 homolog. The record is from RefSeq and is a predicted model, not a curated record. The transcript has 6 exons. NCBI's taxonomy places the organism in Eukaryota, Metazoa, Arthropoda, Insecta, Diptera, Culicidae. The coding region runs from base 1 to 1425 and encodes 474 amino acids.
AUGUCCUCCAAACGAAAGCCGGACGGUACGAAGAAGGCAGUGAAAAAGCGAAAAAACUCCGAAACGAAUUAUGAUUCCGACUUGAGUGACGAAUAUCCACGAGCGGGAGAACCGUCCGUCCGGGAGGUGGUGGUGGAGGAGUUGCGGCCCAUGGAAAAGCUGCCGGAAGAGCUGCUGGCCGUGUACGAUAAAGGACCCGGUAAGCUGCUCAUUGCGGGCAUGGUGUCCUGGGAAAUGACCGGCAAACGUGACUCGAAAGGGGUGACCAAGAUUCGUCCGAAUCUGUUCACCUUCCACAGAUUUACCAGCGAAACGUACCGUUCAAUGGCAAGCUUCUGUUCUGCCGCUCAUUCGGUGUUGAUUGAUGAAAACUGGAAAGCUUUUACCUUUGGACGCAAUCAACUCAGCCAGCUGGGCCUUGGUGAUACAACAACGUAUGAAAAACCGACGCAGGUGGCAGAUUUGGCUGAUUUUAACGUUAUACAGGCGGCGUGCGGUCGUAACCAUACGCUGUUCCUAACCGAUACCGGCACCGUGUAUGCCUGCGGUGACAACAAGAGCGGCCAGUGUGGUGUGGGUAACAAGUUGCCCACGAUCACCUCGCCUACGCGGAUCAGCUACAAUGGGCCACCGAUCAUAAAGGUCGGAUGUGGUGCCGAGUUUUCCGUAAUACUGGAUAUUAAGGGCAACUUGCACACGUUCGGUUUGCCAGAGUACGGGCAGCUGGGCCACAAUACGGACGGUCGGUACUUUGUCACCUCGACCAAGAUGUCGUUCCACUUCGAAACGCAACCGCGCAAGGUUCUGGUGUACAUGGAGAAGAACAAGGAGGGCCACGUGCUGCCGAUUGAAAAUGUCAAUAUUAUUGACUUUGCCUGUGGCAAUAACCAUACCGUGGCAAUCGAUUCGAAGAACCGAGCGUACAGUUGGGGCUUUGGGGGUAUCGGCCGUUUAGGUCAUGCUGAGCAGAAAGAUGAGAUGGUACCGAGACUGAUCAAAUUCUUCGACACACAGAACCGCAAAGUGAUGCGCGUGUUUUGUGGCUCAUCGUACAGUUUGGCAAUAUCCGAUAUUGGUUCAUUGUAUCUGUUCGGCCAAAACAAGAAAACUGGCGAAGCCAACAUGUACCCGAAACCAGUGCAGGAUCUAGCUGGCUGGAACAUUACCAGCAUCGGUACGGGUUAUACCUCGAUCGUAAUAUCGGCAGACGAUUCGUUGAUUGCUUGGGGCGCAUCACCGACCUACGGAGAACUGGGUUUGGGUGAUUUGCAAAAAUCUUCCUCCACGCCCAAGGAGGUGACGCGCAUGGAGGGCAUGAAAAUUCCCCUAGUUGCACUAGGAUACUCCCAUUCGUUGCUGCUGGUCAACACGGAGCAUGAAAAGUCGAAGGAGAAGUAUGACAACCUGCCCGAGUUUGUCGUCUAG